Messenger RNA from Vespa velutina, 2818 nucleotides. RefSeq names its product protein tramtrack, beta isoform-like. Gene Ontology annotation, molecular function: DNA binding; protein binding. The transcript has 5 exons. Gene Ontology annotation, cellular component: nucleus. The record is from RefSeq and is a predicted model, not a curated record. The coding region runs from base 1110 to 2639 and encodes 509 amino acids. Lineage: Eukaryota; Metazoa; Arthropoda; Insecta; Hymenoptera; Vespidae. Gene Ontology annotation, biological process: regulation of transcription by RNA polymerase II.
GAAGAAAAAUAUAAAAUAGGAAAAAAAGGAAUAAUAAAAAUAUGACAAAAGAAGAAAAAGAAGAAGAAGAAGAAGAGGAAAUAGGAGGAUGAGGAGGAGGAAAAAGAAAUUAUAAAAAGGAGAAAAGAAUUGCAACAACGAAGGGUCUCCUCGGAAGAUAUAGAAGAACGUUGCUCGUGAUAUCGAUCUCCGAUUGAUCGAUCGAUCGAUCGAUAUAUAUGAAAGCUCUCUUGUCGGGAUAAAUACGACACGUAUUAUGAACAUACAGGUGUACUAAACCUCGACAGUAGUUAUACAUGUUCGAUCGUUGUCGCUUUGCAACGUAACGACUCGCGUCUCACGAGAAACCCUUUCAAGCCGUCCAACCGUAGGAAACUUCGUAGACGAUACGAUACAUUCGGCCGUAUCGAUUCUCCCCUUAAACAACCACCCACCCACCCAUCUACCCACUCACUUACCAUUACUCCCUCACUUACUCCAUUCUUAUCCCUCUCUCUCUCUCUCUCUCUCUCUCUCUCUUUCUCUCUGUCACACAAACGUAAAGCAGAGUCAGAGAAUUUUUUAUUCUCUCUCUAUCUAUCUAUUUAUCUAUCUCUUUCUCACCUUCACCAAAAACUCGAUCGACAAAUAAUAAUAAUAAUAAUAAUAAUAAUAAUAAUAAUAAUGAUGAUGAUGAUGAUGAUGAUGUCGAGUUAAAAUCAUUCCUACUUCUCGUUCCUUUUAACUUCGACAAGAGAAAAAGAUUUUUGGAAGUGGCAUUAUCAUCAACCGCGAAGAUCGUCUACAAAAGAUUUAAUAGAAUUAUUCAACACUCGAAGAGUCAAAGGAUCGAUCGAAAUAUAUUCUUUCUUUAUGAUCGUUUAAGAUCGAUAUCGAUCGAUGAUAUUUAUAGAUAGAUAUUAUUUACCGAACGAUUCAUCAUUCGAGAGACUCACGUAUCUAUAAACUACACUACUAUUCAAGAUGAUUAGAGAGAUCAAGAAUGGAAGAAACGAAGAUCCAAAAGGGAAUCCUUCCUAUGGAGGAUGUCCACAGUUUCUGUUCGGAAUACGGCGGGGCGUUAGCGACGAUUUGAAUUCGAGCGCCCUUCGCGCCAUUCGUUACGGCAGAUGCACGAAGGUCAAAAGUAUUUUAAAAAUAAGGCCGUAGGCAUUGGCAGAUUGGUAUGGCAGUGGACGUUAAGGGUCGGAUGGCGUUGUAAUGGCAAAAAGUUUGCGAAAGGGUCGGGAUUGGAGAUAGACAAGAUGGACCAGCAGUAUUGCCUACGGUGGAACAAUCACCCAGCCAACCUUACUGACGUUCUCAGUUCACUGCUUGCCAGAGAGGCACUUUGUGAUGUUACCUUGGCAUGUGUUGGAGAAACUUUUAAGGCACACCAGACGAUACUCUCUGCAUGUAGUCCAUACUUUGAGACUAUUUUCCUCCAGAAUACCCAUCCUCAUCCAAUUAUAUUCCUGAAGGAUGUCAACGAUACAGAAAUGAAAGCAUUGCUGCACUUUAUGUAUAAGGGAGAAGUAAAUGUUAGUCAGCAUCUAUUACCGAUGUUCCUCAAAACAGCAGAGGCAUUACAAAUCAGAGGCCUCACAGAUAAUAGUGUAAAUAACAAGACAGGAGAAAAAAGUCCGUCGCCAGAGCCAGAAGCACAAACCGGUGGCAGGCACACCGAUUCGCCUAAUCUCCAAUCACAUCCUGAAAAGAGGAAAAGAAAAUUUUCUGGCAGCUAUGAUGUUUCUCUUACUGGGCCUCCUAGCGAAAGAUUCAUGUCUGAUUCACAGGCAUCUUCGCAAUGUAAUUAUAAAUCAAGUCCACCUGUUAUUCCAAAGGUAAAUAAUGCCCUGGGAACAGAAUUAGAGGAUGGUGGUCGACCUAUGUCUCCUGCAUCUCAACCACAAGCUCCUAUCAAGCAAGAAUUAGACCACCACUUAUCUGAUUUCCAUGACAAUAUCUCCCUCCCAACUAAUGUGGAGUGGAUAGUUCGAAGGGAUGGGAAGAGUGACGAAACAGUGGAUGUACAGAACAUGACUCCCAAUCACCAAGAUUCUUCUGUGAUGCGAGUUUCACGAGAAAAUACCAUCAUGGCUGGAGGUUCUUUGUGUAUCAAUAUGUCAGGAACUAUGCGAGAUUUUGAAGAUCAACAUAACUCUUUACAAAGUCGUAUCUUGCCUAUUAACACUGAACAUUCUGAAUAUAAAAACGACGAAGUAGAAAAUAAUUCACAGUAUCUGCCUUUAUCUGAAUGUAAUAAAAAUAUAAAAUUAUCGUUAAUUAAUAAUAAUGAUCAUUUGGGAUCGGUGAGAUUAAAUAGUACACAACAGGGAAUGUCAGUGAUACAAUCUACUUUGAGCACUGCUUUGCAACGUAAUACUCCUCAAGGUAGAAAGGCUGGUAGAUUUAAGCUUGGUUGGUUAGAUAUAUAUCCUUGGCUUCAAUAUGAUGAACAAUGUAAUGUUAUGUAUUGCAAAUAUUGUAGAAAAUGGAGUGAUUCGAUUCCAGAAAUACGUACCUCUUUUGCUGCAGGGAAUGGUAAUUUUAGACUUGAAAUUAUAAAUCAUCAUGAUAAAUGCAAAGCUCACAAAUUAUGUGCAGCUAGAGAAAGUGAUACUAAAGAAAGUUACACAUAUAUAAAAAGUACUUGUUGAUUACUUGAUAUGACAAGUUUUAUAUUUGUCAUCGGUUCAUACUUAUAAUUUUUCAUAUUAAUUCAUAAUAUUACAAAAUAUAUAGAGAAAAACAUAUUUUUAUAUCCAAUAUACAAAUAUGAUUGUUUCAUGAAUUGUACUUAUUAUAUUGUAUGAUGCAAUCAUAUCAAUAUGUUGAA